CAGCCCAUCCUGCGGCUCAAUGUGCUUUGCUCUCUACGCCGUACUUCAGCGUGAGUUCCAGAGACAGCAGCUAGCAAUAAGAUCGUGGAGCAUCACCGAGGUCCCAGCUACACAUAAGGGACUUAAAGUUGUCACCAUCAAGACCCCCAAAUAUGAGCGAAUCGGACGUCGACUCUGUACUGUCCUUCAAUCUUCUCGAGGACCUUACCACGACCGGGCGGCCGCGUCUCGCCGAUAACAUCAGCCAGGUCGAAGCGUCCGGCUUCAGUAUCGUCCUUCGCGAGAAGCUCGUCCUUCACGGCGAGUGGGCGCCCGGCGAGGGUUCCGCCACGCUCCUGGUCUACCGCGUCGAGCUUGGGAACGGCAGCCUGAGCGGCGACAAGAGCCGACGGUUCAAGCAACUCAGUCUCAAGUUCCGCUUCGAGAGGGAUCCCAAGGCAACCGCGGCCGAGGAUCCGUUCGUAGGCGCCUACGCGCCUGCGCAGGGGACGUCCAUCACUUUCCUCCCCACCACCGUGCGCGAGACACGUGAGCAAGCAAUCAACGGGUCGGUGGAAAUGGACGGGCAAAUGGUGCCGGCCAAGUUCGUGGUGGGGUUAGAAAGUAAAAAGGGGUCCGAGUAUGAAAGGCAUGCCAGGGUGAAGAUCACGGAAAGGGCGUUGAAGACGCUCCGCGACGGGGGAAUGAGUCGAAAGGGGGAUGACCGCGUGGAAUGGUCUAUUCAGGAAAACCCAAAGGAAAAGGAUAUUCCCGACUCGUAUGGCCUGGCCAUCAUCGUCAGGAGGCCGGACAGAGCCAACUUCAAGGUUUCGUUCGAUCUGAAGGCGAAAGUCGACUGGUGGUACGACGUGGCUAGGAAGUUCCAGUUCGUGGGCGAAGAGCAGCGGUCAAAAACGUACAAUGUUUCGGCAAAGGCGAAGGGCAAGAUUCCUAAAGAGGUGGACUCUGCGAAUCUGAGCAAAUUGGAGGAGGGUUUGAAGUUGGAUUCGCUUUUUGCCUUCACUCAUCUCCCUGAAGAGAUGCAGCCAGUUCAAUGGUACCCUUAGUCGGAAGGAAUGUGGUGCUGAGGGCGGAAAGUGCGAAUUAUAUCAUGAGGAGAUGAAGGCAAGACUCAGCAAGAGUGAUGGAUACGCCGUAGGGGAGAGAGAAUGUGCGCAGAUAUAUUACGUCAACCCUAACCCUAUAUAAUUCUGGAAAGUCGGCAUAUUCUACAUGCACUAAACAAGCCUGGUUUUGCUAGCAUCUCAAUCAACGUUCAGUCAUGGAGGUGUUACUAAACAGCCAUUCAAUCUAGGGAUUGGCACGUUGUAGUGAUCUCAGCGUUCUGAUUUUGGAUUCCAAGGGGUCCCGCCGACGUCAGGGUUAGAGGCAUACAUGGGUACAUACAGUA
Canariomyces notabilis is the source of this 1390-nucleotide messenger RNA. RefSeq lists its product as uncharacterized. NCBI's taxonomy places the organism in Eukaryota, Fungi, Ascomycota, Sordariomycetes, Sordariales, Chaetomiaceae. The record is from RefSeq and is a predicted model, not a curated record. The transcript has a single exon. The coding region runs from base 153 to 1046 and encodes 297 amino acids.